Messenger RNA from Protopterus annectens (West African lungfish), 6514 nucleotides. It is a transcript of the gene KIF20B, whose product is annotated as kinesin family member 20B. Bases 202 to 5817 code for a protein of 1871 amino acids. Gene Ontology annotation, cellular component: nucleus; spindle microtubule. The record is from RefSeq and is a predicted model, not a curated record. NCBI's taxonomy places the organism in Eukaryota, Metazoa, Chordata, Ceratodontiformes, Protopteridae. Gene Ontology annotation, biological process: microtubule-based movement; mitotic spindle assembly. The transcript is spliced from 33 exons. Gene Ontology annotation, molecular function: ATP binding; microtubule binding; plus-end-directed microtubule motor activity.
AUCCAGUCACUAAGUUAGUAAACAUUCCUUAGCCUGCUUCCUGGAUUCCCAUAAUGCUAGGCGCAGGGGCACUGAUGAGUUUCAUUGGCCAGAUUUGAAAAAGUACCGCCAGGGGGAAUUAGAAACAAGUUUUGUGUGGUUAUUUGUAUAAAGUCAUAUAUCACAUUUUUGGAUAAAAGAUUAUAAUUCGAGGUUGACUGAAUGGAGUUCUUUUUGGAUCCUUCUGCUACUUUCAUAGUACCUUUAGAAGCAACAGGAAAGCCUGAAAGGUGUGUCUCUCUGGAAGAUCUGAAGACCAACCUUUUGGAGAGGUUUUCAAAUGCUGACGUUUCUGAGGGAGCAGACUUGGAAUCUAAAGAACACCUCAAAGUUUACUUAAGGAUCAGACCUUUUACAUCAUCUGAAUUAUCCCAAAAUGAGUCACAGGACUGCAUCAAUGUGGAGAACUUGACUAACGUGAUACUUAAAGCCCCAAGAAGCUCCUUGAUUUGCAGGCUUAGUGAAAAAGGUGUUGGGCAAGUUGCACAGAGGUUCUCAUUUUCACAGGUUUUUGGGCCCGUUACAACACAAGAAGAGUUGUUUGACAGUACUGUGAAACAGCUGGUGCAAGAAUUUUUGUAUGGGCAAAAUUCUUUGCUUUUUACAUAUGGAGUUACCAAUGCUGGGAAAACCUACACGUUUCAAGGUACGGAUUGCAAUGCUGGCCUUUUGCCACGAUCUAUGGCUGUUCUGUUUCAUAAUAUUAGAGAGAAAUUGUAUGAUAAGAUGGACUUCAAGCCUCAAAGAUGUAGAGAAUAUUGUCGACUCUCAGAAGAUCAGAUAAAAGUAGAAAUGUCCAUCAAAAACUCUGUACUUCGAUUAUUAAAGGAGAACAGUUCACAGGGCAAUGUAAAUGCCCCUCAAUGUACUACCCACCCAUCGGAAUCUGCCACUGACGUUUGUAUAGAAGGAAGUUCCAGUAUGCUUACAGAACUUGAAGAAAGUUUAAAGCAAUCUGAACAGUAUGCGUUUGAUGUUCCAAAUGUGAAAUUUACUGUUUGGGUUUCCUUUUGUGAAAUCUACAAUGAAUGCAUUUAUGAUCUGUUGGAUCCCAUUCCUAGUGAUAAGUCACAGAAAAGAAAGAUGCUUCGUCUUGCACAAGAUAUAAAGGGCAACUCUUAUGUAAAAGAUCUAAAAUGGAUUCAGGUUUCUGAUCCUAGAGAAGCAUGCAGAAUACUUCAGUUGGGAAAAAAGCACCAAAGUAUUGCCUGUACUAAGCUAAACAAUUUGUCUAGCAGAAGCCAUAGCAUAUUCUCAGUCCGAAUUCUGCAGCUUGAAGACGAAGAAGUUCCUCGUGUAUUAAAAGUUAGUGAGUUCUGUAUGUGUGAUCUUGCUGGAUCUGAGCGAUGUGCAAAGACACAAAAUGAAGGCGACAGACUGAGAGAAGCUGGAAAUAUAAACACUUCAUUGUUGACUCUUGGGAAAUGCAUCAAUGCAUUAAAAAGUAAUCAGCAAUCAAAACUACAGCAGCAUGUGCCAUUUCGAGAAAGCAAAUUGACCCAUUACCUGCAAAGCUAUUUCUGUGGACGAGGAAAAACGUCAAUGAUAGUGAAUAUAAGUCCUUGUGCUUCCAUGUAUGAUGAGACACUUAACGUUCUAAAAUUUUCUUCAGUUGCUCAAAAAGUCCUGGUUUAUAAUUCAAGUAGACCUACAGCACUGCCGUGUGAUGAUAGGCGAUCGGCCAGUGACGUCUCUCUCAUCAUAAAUAACGCUGACAAUAAAUUCACAAGGAGGAAAAGGGCUACAAUUCUUUGGGAUACGAGUCUGGAGGACGUUAAAGAAGUUGAUGAUGCUAAUCUUGAUUAUGAGGAAGAUGAGGAGGAAGAAGCAUCGGAGUUGCAUGAAAAAGAUGGGGAAGAAGCAUCAGAGUUGCAUGAAAAUGAUGAUUUACAGGAUAAAUCAGCUGAAGAAAAAGAGAAGAAUGUUGUUCUUGAUAGAAGUGAAUAUGAGGAUUUAAUGUGUGUGUUGAACAAUUUAAAGGAGCAAAUAGUUAAAGAAAAGAAAGAAAAGUUGAUGCUAGAAUUUCAAGUCCGAAAAGAAGUCACUGAGGAGUUAUCUCAGCUUUUUUCUGAACGUGAAAAGGACUUCAGUGAACGUCUUCAGAAAGAAAGGCAGCUGAUGGAAGAUAGAUUUGAUGAACGGCUUGAAAUUUACAAGGAGCUAUUAAAGAAGUAUAAGGAGAGAGAGGAAAAGGGGGAGGAGCAAGAUGGCGUGCCGAGUCCUGGUGAUCCAAUACAAACUCAGGUGGUGACCAAUACAGAGAAGUUGGACCACAUUUUAGAUUCUUUACAGGAGGAUGUUGCAGAUAUUAAAAAGCAAGCAGAAACUGCUCAGAAAACAAUACAAUCCAUGCCUGAUCGGUCUGUUGAAGAGCUUGAAUAUAAAUUAGAAGAAGUAACUGCUGAACUUGAACAAGCACAGGAUGCUUUGACAAAACAAACUGCUGAGCUGGAAGUAUUCAAGACAAACACCAACAAAGAACUACAAGAAGCUAAUCUGAAAAUCGAGUCAUUGAAUGAGAGAUUGCAAGAAUGUAUGAAUAUCCUACAGCAGAAGGAUGAGGCAAUCAGUAAAUUAGAAGAACUGGUAUCGUACUGGGAGCAGAGUUCUAAAGAAUAUGAAGAGACUAUAAUGAAAAUUAAAGGAAAAAUGACAAACAUCACUUUAACCACAGACAAGGACACGCUGCAGGGUAAAGAGCCUUCUGACGCACUGGCUGGAAACAGGAAACGUUGUGGUGAAUGCACUCAGGAUUUGGCAGAGCAACCACCUUUAAAGAAAGGCUUAAGUGAUGAAGAUUUGAAUAGGCAUGUUGUAAAAAUAGCCGCAUUGGGAAACCAUGAAAAAAUUCAGUCUGCAAAAGUGGUUGUGGAAGCAUCAUUACAUGGCAAAGUAGAGAGUCCUGAAGAUAAGUUAGAAAAAAUUUUGAAGGAUCUCCAGAGUGAGAGAUCAGCAAAAGAUUUACUCUCUGAGCAGGUGGAACAUUUAAAAGAUCAUCUUUCCUUGUCUGAAAAGAAAGUCCUCCAAUUGGUUAAUGAUGUAGAACAUUACAAGUCUUUGUAUGAAAUCUUGGAGUCUAAUAUCCAGACUCAGAAAGACACUAGUGCUGAAAAAGAACUGCAAAUAAAGUUACUGACUGAAGAGCCUGAGGAAAGCAAAACCAAUCUCUCUCUGAAGAUUGCUGAAAUACAAGCACUGCAGGUGAAACAAAGCAGAUUUACUAUGCUUACCAGGGAAGCUCAGAAUACUGAUGCUGAAUUAAUAAUUACAAAACCUGCCUUAGAGAAAGCAGAAGAAUAUUCCACCGAAAAAGCUGUUUUGAUCGAAUCCCUUCAAACGCAUCUCACCAGUUUAUCUCAGGAACUUGAAUCAGCUAAGUUUGCUGGUGUUAAACAAGACACUGAUCACUUCCAUGACACAAUUGAAACAAUGAGGAAGGAGUGUGAGCAGAUAGUAAAGGUAUCGUCUAAAAAAAGUCAGCAGAUUCAGGAACUAGAACAUGAGAUUGAAAGGUUACAAAAGCUUAUAAGGGACAGGGAUGCCACUCUAGUGAACCAAAGUGAAAUACCUACUGAUAACUGCUUACUACAGGACAGUAAAAAUGUUCUUCAGCCGCCUAUAAUUUUUAAAGAAACUUGCUUGCCAGAGUCUGAAACACAGGCUCUUUUAUCAAAAGAGAAACUGCCUGAGCUUGAAAAAGAGAUUGAAGUUAAAGAAGAAAAUAAACAAUUUGAGAGAGAGUUGCCAAUCCCUAAUGACAAUGAUGCAGCUGUUUUGGAAAGUAGACUGCAAGAGAAGGAUAGGAUGCUGUCAGUUUUGAACAGCAACUUGCGAGAGUUACAGGAGAAGCUUAAGAAUUAUGAACAGAGUAUUAUUAAUCAUGAUCUUCAAGAGGUGAAUCUGAAGGAAGGCAACCAGCAGAUGACGGAACAGUUAAUAUCAACAAGUAACAGCUUGGAAAUGAAGGAAAAAGAACUAAUCACAGCCAAGGACGAGUUACAAAAGUUAACGAUCAUGCAGUCAGAACAUACUUCAGAAAUCCAGACACUUCGAUUGAAUCUCAGAGUAAAGGACGAAGAAUAUUCCGACUUGAAAGAAAAGUUUGCUGAUGCGAAGAAACAGAUCCAGCAAGUUCAGAGAGAGGUUACUCAAAUGCGAGAUGAAGAUAAAUUGCUGAGGAACAAAGUUAAUGACUAUGAAAGAGCAAAGAAUCAGCUUGUAGAAGAACUGGCUAUUAAGGACCGUACAAUUCAACAGCUUACUAAGGACAAGUCAAACAACGGAAAGCUGGAAGAGACUUUGCAGCUGUUUCAAACUACAUGCAAAGAACUGCAAGCAAAAGAGAAAAUCAUAAGUGACAUGCAGCUUGCUUUAACAGAGCAAGAACAGACUCAAGAAGAGCAAGAUGUUGUAAUAGACACAAAACUGGAAGAGAUUGCAUUAUUAACCACAAAAUUAGACGACUGGAAAAAUAAAUGUUCAAACUUAGAAAAGAAACUGAUGGAAGAUCAAAGUACCUGUCAAAAAUGUGAAGCUAAAGAAUCUGAAGAAACAUCUACGCUGGCUUGCCAAGAGGUGACCAAAACUAAAGAGGUUAUAAAGCAGGAAACUGAAGAAAAGCACACAGCUGAUAGAAAAAAAUGGUUAGAAGAAAAAAUGGUGCUGAUUAAUCAAGCAAAAGAUGCUGAAGAAAGUCGCAACAGAGAGAUGAGAAAAUAUGUGGAAGACAGAGAACGCUGUGCACGGCUGCAGGCAGACUUGGAAUGUCUUAAUGCCCAACUGAGUGAAAAGGAUGAUUAUCUUCAGCAGUGGCGUAAUGAGCGUGAUCAGCUAGUUGCAACACUGGAAGUAGAACUUAAAAAUCUCAUUUCCAGCUGUUCUGAAAAGGAUGAAGAGCUACAGAGACUACAGAAAUGUGUGCAAGAGCAUCCAGUGGAGCAGGACCUUCAGUGUACAGUGAAAAGACUGCAAGAAGAAAUGACUCAGAAAGAUGCUGUUAUUGAGAGACUUGAGCAGCAGUUAUCACAGCAGAGAUCGCAUUCCUCAUGUAAUACUUCAAAGAUGAACUCUGAGCCAGAAACAGGAGCUGAGCAACAGAAGGAGCCAGGUCAUUCAGAACCCAUGUUGGAUUCCUCAGAAUCAUCAGCUGAAGGUGAAAAGAUAAGACGAUUUCCCAGACCACAACUUGAAAUUAAGUUUACACCAUUGCAGCCCAACAAGAUGGCAGUAAAACAUCAUGGUAGCCCGUCAGCAGUUACUGUCAAACUAAAUAGAACUGGAAAAAAAAGGAAAAGCUGUGAGAUGGAAGGGGCUUCUGUAGAAAAAGAGAACAAGGAAAAUAAAACAAGAAGCAGAAUUGUGUGCAACACUCCUAAGAUACAGUCUACCUCGAGCAUUUGUAAAUCUGCACAACAGCAGAAAUCUGUAUUAGGAAUCCAAAGAAAUAUGUCUGCUAGAAAACGCCUAUCACAAUCCAGUUUAAAGUCCAGUUGCAAAAAGGAUGCAACACUGCAAAAAAUUGGAGAUUUUCUGCAAUGCUCUCCUGCAUUUCUCCAUUCUAAAGCCAAGAAGCUAAUAGGAACACUGAAGUCUGCAUCAGAUAAUGAUACGAAUAAAGUAAAAGAGAACCAAACUAGACGAACUAAGCGCAGGCUGUACAACACCGACAUUUCAUCACCUUUAGAUAUCCCGUCACAUCAGAUUAUCAUGUGUGAAAACAAAAAAGAGAGCGAUCAUCUUAUUAUCAAAAGACGCCUACGUUCAAGAAUGGCAAAAUGAGAAUUCAAAGCAUGAAGUUGUCAUUUAAAGGAUUUUAAUGCUUAAAAAUCAGUGUAUCUUUUGAAACUUAAGAACUUUUUAGCGGAUGAUGUAAAUGUUAAACAUGUAAAGUUCUUUAAUGUUCUGAUAAGCGUGCAUAUCGUUCACAGAUUUAUGUACUUUAAUAACUGUCAUUAAGUUCUUGAUCAGUAAUGUUUUACAUGGUGCAUCUAUAUAUACACACACACAUGCAUAUUUGGUUACAUUCAUUAAGUCCAUAUUUAACAAGUUGUACAUUGAAUUUUUAUGUUAAAUACAAGUCCCUAAGAACACACAUAAUGUAUCUUAAUUAGCAGUAAACUAAAAUUAAAAUGAAGUCUCUUUCACAUUCUAAAUGCAAAAUAGACAAAUGGAAAUCAUCGUUAAAUAUGCAGACCGGUAAACAGAGAGACACUAGUACAGAAAUCACGUUUCAUUUUGAAUGUAGUAAAUGUAAAAUAAUGUUCUGCAGAUUAUCUCUUUCUUGUUUUAUGACGAGCCAUUUAAUUCCAAUAUUCCCUUCAUGUCUGAUUGAAAACAAAAAAAAUUCCCUGCUCUAUGAAACAUUCCUGAAUGGUACAAAAUAAGCAAAACAAGUGCCUUGUGAUAGGAUGUACUGUUUUUCUGUAAGGCUGUCUCCCAUUUGUUGUAAAUAAAUAUAAGUAUUUGUCUUUACAAA